CAAAAUGGCGCCGUCCUACAUGAGUAUGUGCCAUAGGGUCUCAGUGACUUUUCUGUGUGGAAUAAGAGCGACUGCGGUCACAGCAGACCUUUACAGUCCUAAACUGGCCGCUACGCAAGUAAGGUUAUGUUUAGUGAGGCAGUAUUCACCCUCCCAAGCGAGGCACGGCAUCGGCCGAAACAUCGUGUCAAGGCUGAAAUGGGCCAAUGAAAAGUACGAGAGAUUUCUCCAGCGGCGCUUUCCUCGUUUCUAUCUUCUGUACCAGACAUUUAUGAAAGGAUUUCGGCUACUCUUCCAGGAUGCCAAAGAAGUCCACAGAAUCAAAACCCGGAUGAUCGCUAAUAACAUUGAUUAUCAAAAGUUGCCUUAUCGUGAAAUGGAGAAGCUCAGGCAGGUUCGUAGAGAUGUGAUCAAAGCCAUUCCUCUGGUGAUCAUCUCAAUACCUCCAUUUGCCAACUACUUAGUCUUUGUUCUUAUGUACCUUUUUCCCCGCCAGCUCCUGAUUCGCCACUUCUGGACACAGCAGCAGCUGCUGGAGUUUCAGGCAGUAUACCACAUGCAGAGGGCACAGCACCACCGGGCCAUACUCGAUGGGCUGGAGAGGACAGUAUCGAGUGUCCAAGACCACCGGCUGCAGAGCCACCUCGUAAACCUCUGUAGGAAAGUCCAAGGCGGUGCUCACCCUGUUGUAUCUGAUGUUCAUGCUGUAAGGACCUUAUUCUCUGGCCCUCCACUAGGAAUCAGGAGGAUGUACGCAGAUCAAAUGAGACAUCUCUGUCCACUGCUCUUCCUGACGCCCCGCCUUCCUGCCUUCUGGAUUGGUCGGCGCCUGAAUAGCCACGCCUUAGAGCUCAUGCAGCUGGAUCGUGCCAUUGUCCGCCUGGGCCUCCACCAGCUGAACGAUAUGGAGCUCAGAGAGGCAUGUUACGUGCGAGGGCUGAAUGUAGAGCGUCUGAGCCUUGCUCAGUGCCGGGAAUGGCUUACCCAAUGGCUGCAGUUUUCAACAUACCUUAAAGAAUCAGAGACAUCCCUGUAUUUGCACAGUAUGGUGCUACUGACGGUAAACUACCCAAAGCCACCACGCAGCUGACCAGUCACCACUGACCAUUAGAGACUGUCAUCAAGAGUAACCACAAAACAACCCAAAAAGGGGCAGUGGAAGUGGAUAGCUGCUGUUAUCAGAGAGCUGUCAGGCCAAUAUCAAAAUUGAAUAGUGCAGCCCUUCAUGGUUUUGAGUUUAUCACAGUGUUGAGUGGAAAAUGAAAAAGUGCUCCAGUGUUGGUAGGAAGUGGCCCUAAUUUUGAUAUUUUUAGAUUAUUAGGGGGUGGGGCAGACUGUCCACUUUUAUUUAAUUGAGAACCGAGAUUAGAAAGAAGUGGAAAUGGUUUUGCAACAGGAAGAAAACACAAUUAGGCUACAGUAAAUAGAACAACUGGAUUCAUUCCACAUUUGAAAAGGAUGCUGGGCCUCUACAGCAAGAUAAAACACUGCAGCAUGUUCUGAUUACCUGUACUGAGAUUAUGGCUAUACAUCUAAUAGCUGAUGUAACUGUCUUGCUGGCCCUUUUGGUGACAUGUUUACACGUUUGGGUUAUUCCACCUAAUAUACCUCCAGCAUGAGGGAUCACUAACUUUCUGUAGCUUUAUGUUUUGACUUGUGCUAACUUCCUUUUUUUGUCACUUCCCUCCUGUGGUGAGUGUUGAAAACAGUAAAUUCAAAUCCUUUUGAUAGCUUACUGCUGGAGAGGCCAUGUUCAUCUGCACUGAGCACACAGGCUUGCAUUUCUAUAGUAUAUCUAUAUCUUCUUAUAUAUAUAUGAACAUGUCUAAAUGCAUGGUCAGAAUGCUGUUGGCCCCAAUAUAUGUAAAUAAGACAGAGAUGACUGUUUUGUCAUAAUAUAUACUCUACGGAACACAGGAAAGUUACUUGAGAGGAAAAAUAUUUGAAAGCCUUAGUCCUUACUGAAACACAUCUGAUUAUAAUGCUUUGAUGUGGAUUUAUUAACUGAAAUUCACGACAUAUUGGUUGAAGAGUGCCUUGGUGCAAAAAAGUUGCAAUGUCAGUGCUAAUAUAGACUCAUGUUGCCAAAUACCUCUGCUGUAUUUAAGGAUUAAUCCUGUGUUUUUCAACUUGAUCUCUGUUUUCCACAUCUGUAACAAAUGAUCAAUUACCAUGUACUUAGUAAAACAACAGAAAAGAGGCAGAUAUGUGCUUAAAAACAAUAUCAGCAUUUGACAGACGCUUAGAUUUGACCGAUAUUUCAAACCAGUAUUUGCGGAUUUGCUCAUGAAGAGCAGAAUGUUUAGGCGAUGCUGGACUACUGUGCUAAAAUAUCUCUAUUUUAUAUAUUUUACUGCAAUAGAUGUUCUACAGAAAUGUUAUAUUUCUCCAAACCGAUAAUCCAAGUGGAUUUAGUGCCAAUUUAUACAGUUCCUAAAUGUUGAUGUAUUGCUAUUAGCAGACAUACAUAAAAGAUAUUGAAUGUUGUCUUACAAUUCCUUUAUCUGUGUACUCCCUAAAGUGAGUGGGUAGGUGCUUUGUGUACUAUUAUAAUAUUAUUAUAAUAUUAUUAUUAUAAUAGCAUUUUGGGUCAAUGGAUUUUCUGUUCUUUUCUAAGUACAGGGAAAUUAUUGUAUAUGGUAAUGAACCAUGUGCUACAGAUGCAGCAGAUGGAGAUAAGGUUGAAAAACACUGGAGUAUUCCAGUGUUGUAUUACUCUUUUCACCUCUACAAUUCACUGUGUUUUAUUUUCCCCACUGAAGUCAACAUGCAGUUACAGUAUGUGGAGUAACUGGAAAGAUCUCUCCAGUAAGAUGAGAAAUAAACUGCCAUUACAUUAUGGCCUGUUCACUGUCUUCACUUUGAAAAAAAGGUAUGGAAAUGUAAUACUAUGAAAACAGCCAGGUCUAGACAAUACAGUCUUGUUUUUAAUGAAAGGAAUGAGAGGGACAUCUGAAGUGUCUGUGUGGAAACAACACUAGAAGAAAAUGGAUGCUUUGAUGUUGGGAGAAAACCACAGAAGUUUAUUUCUAUUUCCAAAAUAUGUUAAGCAUUUGAACAUUUGAACCACCUGUAAUGUUGAGAAUAAAACUGUGCUUUUUCAGCUAUUCAUUUAUGAGAGGCCUGGGAGUUUAGAUUGAAGUAUAAAAGUCAUAAUCAGCUCUCUAAAAGAAGAUGUUUACAAAGGGAACUAAACAA
Molecule: messenger RNA, 3198 nt
Organism: Colossoma macropomum (tambaqui)
Lineage: Eukaryota; Metazoa; Chordata; Actinopteri; Characiformes; Serrasalmidae
Gene: letmd1
Product: LETM1 domain containing 1
Exons: 9
Coding region: 5-1090 (361 amino acids)
Biological process (GO): intracellular monoatomic cation homeostasis
Cellular component (GO): mitochondrial inner membrane
Molecular function (GO): ribosome binding
Source: RefSeq, a predicted model, not a curated record